This is a messenger RNA of Clupea harengus (Atlantic herring), 7318 nucleotides long. It is a transcript of the gene pou3f2b, whose product is annotated as POU class 3 homeobox 2b. Gene Ontology annotation, biological process: regulation of transcription by RNA polymerase II; brain development. Gene Ontology annotation, molecular function: RNA polymerase II cis-regulatory region sequence-specific DNA binding; DNA-binding transcription factor activity, RNA polymerase II-specific. NCBI's taxonomy places the organism in Eukaryota, Metazoa, Chordata, Actinopteri, Clupeiformes, Clupeidae. Gene Ontology annotation, cellular component: nucleus. The record is from RefSeq and is a predicted model, not a curated record.
AUGAAACGGCUGGAAAUAAAGCCAAAAGUGGUCUUUGAAAACAUAAUCACUUGCUCUGCAAGCAACCUGUUGGGUUUUCAGUGACAAGGGAUUGCCAAGACCUACUUCAUGUCUUCCAAGGGUCCAGGAGGUCAGUGGGACAAACCGUGCCCACGGCAAUCUAGAGUGUCCAUGUCAAUCCAAGAGGCGAAUAUCGCCAGGGUUAUUUGUGUUGGCAAGAGCGGCAAAACCGAAAUGUAAUUUAAAGGAAAGCAUGGUAAUUCUCCCUUUUUUCAUCUGGGUGGUCUUUUCAUCUUCUCACACAGAAGGAGAAUACACCGCCCAGUACAAUGGACACAAACAAUAAGCCGCCAAGUUUCAGAGGAGUGCAAAUUUAACGAAGUCUUUGUGCCGACUAAUUGCAUUGGAAUACCAUUCCGAGUGAGAGGCCUCUUUGGCUCGGACUAAGGGGAUAGCCCCUUCAAAGGAGCCCUUCUCUGUCUGUCUGUAUCUCUCUCUCUCUCUCUCUCUCUCUCAACACACACCAUUCACCACCCACACAUACACACAUAAUGUUGAUAAAUGCUCGCCAAGUUUUCGCCAGUUGAAUCCCUCCAUAUUUUAAAGAAAUACUGGACAGAGUGGUAAACGCAGGUUGCAACUCUACCCCAAAAAUACAUCUACAAACUAACGAGGCCUUUGUGAGGUUUAGUGUUUUACAUUUAUCCGCGGUAUAAAGCUGUGAAGGCUUAUGCGUACACUAACAGUAGCAUCCUACGAUUUAGCCAGUACUUAAACCGUGCCUUUAUGAAAUGUAAUUAAUUAUUUUCAUCAGUAUUUGAACAUGACCGUGUUCUCGCGAGUAUAUCCGCAGAGGGAAACACGUUGAUGUAUGAGGAGACAGUUACCUAAUUAGACCAUAAAAAAUGGAAUCUUUACAGCAUGCGGGUCAUAUAAUUACUGUUAAUUUAACGCUCAGAUUCUCUGUCAUUAAUUUUUAUUCCCUUAAAUGUAGUUUGGCAGCGCUUCCUGGAGCUCAGAAAUAGAUUUUACUGUAUGAGAAAGCGCACUGGCCCCUCCGAAUGAAUUACCACAGACCCGGCAGUCCAAAUAACAAGCUUCGCAUCAUUUAUGCGUUGUUAAGCCAUGUAAUUGAACGACCCAUAGUUUGCAUAUUACACCAUUAAAGUAAUGUGCUUUGGUUUUCUCCCAACACGACUAUUUAAGCCUCUGUGGCAAUGUAGUAAUUCUCCGAAUUACAGCCCUAAUUGCCACAAAUGUUCUUUUGAUUUGGAUGAUUUCACUGUUACGCCACAAUGAUGAUCAUCAUUAGAUGAAUACAUUUUCUGAUCCUGACCAUGUCUUAAAACUUUUUUUAAGGCGAGCGACCAGGCUAUAGACAACCAUGUGAUUUGAUAUUUUCUCCCUGACUUUUCCGUUAGGCUACUUGACUGCUACUGCAACGAAAGUAGCCCACAAGUUCACACAUGUUGAAGAAGGCUAUUUAAAAGGUAUGGUGCUAACUUGUUGUAGCCUAUGGCUUACAGCAAGGAUAAAGUUAUAUCCUGUUGAGGCUGUGUAACGAUUACCUAACAAUUUAGCCCAUAUAUCCCACAUUUGAUCAAAUGAUCUCAUUUGUCGUUUGAGGUUUCAUUAAGAUAAACAGCAAUGCAAAUAAAGCUCUGGUAAAUGUUUAGACCAUCAUGGCAGUUCUUAUGAAUGAUAUGCCAGAUGCCAACUAUAGGCAAGGAUAUGUGUAAAAAAUAAAAAAUUACACGAAUGCUCACUGGGCAGACUGAGCACCGUGCACCUGAUUCUGCAAUCGAAUCUCCUUCGGGGUGAAACGUGAGAAAAGCCAUCGUAUACUUUGCAGGUUAAGCGUUAUUCUUAAAAUUGUGUCCGAUUUUACCUAUAGAUCUACACUGGGUUGCUUAUAGGCCUAUGUGCUGCUCCUCUGUGGUGUCAAAAAGAUAGUCUCUCUCUCUCUCUCUCUCUCUCUCGCUCUCUCUCUCUCUCUCUCUCCCUCUGUCUCUCUCUCUCUUUCUCUCUCGUUCAGUCUCUUUCACCCACUCAGUUUCUCCUUUGUCCCGUCAGUGAGCCGCUCUAAAUGGGCCUUUAGACACAAGAAGUGGGGGCGAAAGUAGCUGUGACGUGAGCCCUGUUGUUUCCAUUACUCUUCUCUAUGGCAACGGUCGGCGGUGAGGGAAAAUGUCCUCCCUUUGGACAAUGUCAGAUCCUUUGCACACUCAGAGGGGGAGGACAGCUGGGCCGAUUCUGACACCUGCGCACUCCACAAUGGAUUUGGAGCCGCUUGCGCCCAUGUCCCACUCCCACUAUAAGUUGGCCCACCUAAACUUUUUUUUUACUGACAGUAAGUCAUAUGAAGCCGACUAUUAGCCUAUGCAUAAUAAUUAUAUAAAAAAACAAGUGAAACAGUGAUUACUCAAAAAAAUAGUCUCACUGCAGAAAACAAACCACUACCAUGAGUGCAAUAUUAACAAAGUAUUUUUGAAAUGGCAGUUAAGGUAAUAUAUCGCAAAGCCUUAUUAAAUAGCUGUGGAUAUUCCAGUAAUAUCUAGGCUUAAGUAUGGCUCAAACUUUCAGAAAAGCACAAAAUUAAACACUUACGGCCAGCUCCCUUUUUUAUGAAGUGGAUAAUAACAAGCUCAUAAAAGUUAUUAGAGGGUCAUCAUAGUCAUAGACUAUUUAAUGUCCACUUGUGCAUUUAAAAAAAUUAUAAUCCGAAAUCAGCACAUUAAGUUUAGUAGCCUAUAAACGUUCUCAAUGUUAAAUAAAUAAGCUACAUCAACAAUUUAAGCUGAACAGACUCACAUAGGGCUAUACCUCCCCCUGAAGCUGCAUGAUACACACAUUUCUACUGACUAGUCCACAUCAGUAAUGACAUCAUCUACAGUCUGUGAAGACGGGCUGUGUUAUUAUGACACCCUCAAAUCUCAAAUUCACUACCCAAACAAGAGUGUCCAACUUCAGUCUGAAAACAAGAUCUACUGAACACAAAAUUGCUUAGUGUAUCACUAUAUUAGUCGUCGUUUAAGUACUGCUUCUAUUUUAUACUUUUUUUUAGUUUUGAUGGAGGCCUACCCAUUGCCAUUAACGAAUUGUCAUGAAUACUUUUUACUACUAUAAUUCGUUAUUCGAUUUUUUUUUGCUUAGUAGUAAAAAAUAGUUUGGCUGAAAUGAAAUGAUUGGUGGCCAUGUUUAAUCGUGUCAAUGCAUUUAGACCAAUACGCAUAAAAUAAAUAUUUACCAGCAUUUUUAAAAAGUAUCCUUAUGUUAUCCAGAAACUGUCCUGAUCAAGCUGUCAAACAAUUGCUAAAGCUUGAAAUUACAGAAUUCAAUUUACAGCAGUCCAGUGAGUUAAGUGCAAAAAGUUUGAAACAAGUCUUGGCAGGCUACACAUAAGGAAUUUGCAUACUUCUGUCUUAAAAAAUAAACAGAAACUUUUUGGUUACACACAGAAAUAUAGCUCUAAAUAUUUAUUUUAUAAUUUUGAUAACAUCAGCAUGGUAUAAUGAUACAUGCCUAAAUAUAAACACUGCAUCCUGGUUUACUAACACACCAAAUUCUACGCUAUUAUUCAAAUGUUGAAAAAACAAGCCUUUUUUCUCACAGUUUGUCUGAGAGAAUAACCUGUGCUGGUCCUCUCUCCGUUGCCGUGGCUCUUUCAGUGUCUCACGUUUCAGAGGUGCCGCAGAACUCAUAGCUCUGUUGGAAGAAAAGGGUAGUGUUUGUUAAGGCCCACAGCUGGCCAAUGAGCGUGAUGCUGUUAGAAGAGAAGACGUCCGUCAACCCUUUUCACCCAAUGGAGGUCGCCGAGGGGCGGAGCUCAGGUGCGCGCCGCUGUGUCCACUUGGCGGAGAGCCUGGGAGACGCCUGUGGCAAAAGAGUAACUGUCAAAUGCAAGGUUUCUGUAAUAAGAGCGAUCAGUCCGGCUCCGAGAGUCAUGGCGACCACAGCAUCAAAUCAUUACAACAUUCUCACCUCCAGCGCAUCCAUUGUGCACUCGGAGUCCGGGAGCAUGCAGCAAGCCACGGCGUACAGGGACGCGCAAACCCUGUUGCAAACUGACUACUCAUUGCAGAGCAACAGUCACCCGCUCAGCCACGCGCACCAGUGGAUAACGGCGCUGUCGCACGGAGAAGGGGCUCCGUGGUCGACUAGUCCCCUCGGCGAGCAGGACAUUAAACCCUCGGUGCAGACCACAAGGGACGAGAUGCACAACUCCAGCAACCUCCAGCACCAGUCGCGACCACCCCAUCUGGUCCACCAGACGCACGGGAACCAUCACGACGCCAGGGCAUGGAGAACGACUACGGCAGCUCACAUACCGAGCAUGGCAACAUCCAACGGACAGAGCCUUAUUUACUCACAGCCGGGAUUCAACGUCAACGGACUAAUCCCGGGCAGCGGACAGGGGAUGCAUCAUCACAACAUGCGAGACGCACACGAGGAUCACCACAGCCCGCACCUCAGCGACCACGGCCACCAGCCGUCCCAACACCAGCAGCACCAGCACCAGAGCCACCACGAGCACUCUGACGAGGAUACGCCGACCUCCGACGACUUGGAACAGUUUGCCAAGCAGUUCAAGCAGAGGAGAAUCAAGCUGGGCUUCACACAGGCAGACGUCGGACUCGCUUUGGGAACGCUGUAUGGAAAUGUGUUUUCCCAGACCACGAUAUGUCGGUUUGAGGCCCUGCAACUCAGCUUCAAAAACAUGUGUAAGCUCAAGCCUUUGUUGAACAAGUGGUUGGAGGAGGCCGAUUCCACCUCGGGGAGCCCGACGAGCUUAGACAAAAUCGCGGCACAGGGGAGGAAGAGGAAAAAGCGAACCUCUAUCGAGGUAACCGUCAAGGGGGCUUUGGAGAGUCAUUUCUUGAAAAGCCCCAAACCAGCAGCCUCUGAAAUAGUUUCGUUAGCGGACAGUCUGCAGUUGGAGAAAGAGGUCGUAAGGGUUUGGUUUUGUAACAGAAGACAGAAAGAGAAGAGGAUGACUCCUCCCGGAGGACAGAUCCCGGGAACCGAGGAUGUGUACGGGGACACGCCACCACACCGUGGGGUCCAGACACCGGUACAAUGAACAAACGAGGACCAUUCUUGCUUUUUCUGACUGUCUUGGUUUUUAUUUAUACCUAAAAAUAUCCAGUCCAACACAGAACUAUCCAGAGGAUAGCAGGUGUUAUGUCUAGGAGGGAGCACACGUUAGCCUACCAGUCCUAAACAACAUCAACAGCGCGCAUAGCGUAGCGAGAGGGAAGGUGGGUUUUCCUCAACAGCUAGGGGAGCGAAUGUUUUUGUAAAGAUAUACCCAGCACUGUGACAUCGCAGUUUCUAGGUGUAAACCUUUUGUGAUGGGAAGAGCCGUCAAGGUGAAAAAAUGUCAUUUUUUUAGAGCGUACAUUGUGGUCCAUUUACCGCCUAUACUGUUUACAUAUUUGACUUUUGUAGUGUAUGCAUACGGCUACAUUAUCAUUGCAUUGUUUUGUACAGGACUGCUUGUCCUACGUGAAAAGUGUCAAGAGCUGCUGCAUUCGAUAUCAGAACGCCAUUUUGACAGCUGCUGCGCUGAACUGGAGUUGAGCAUCAGGCAAAGGUUUUCACUCUAUCAGCCGUCAACAUUAGUGAUCUUGAGUAGGCCUGCAAACGCUCAAUUAAGUUGAGUUUGGAGAUUAUUAUUAUUAUUAUUAUUACUACUACUACUAUUAUUACUAUUAUUAUUAUUAUUAUUAUAAUUAUUAUUAUUACUAUUAUUAUUUGCAGAACUGUAGGCCCAUCAGGUCAUUCUCAGCAGAUCAUAUUUCAGAUAUUUCAGAUGUUUAGAUUCGGCGCAAAUUACAAGGAAUCAAUUAAGUCACGCAAAUGUCAACCACUUUUUUAUCAACUCAUGCGCUUCUUAAAACACAAAGGCUGCCACCGCCAAGCUCUGCGCCACGCGCCAGCAGUUCGCGGACAGGUCACUGAAGGGCUACGUGGCGACGGAUAUCUGACACUUCCCUCAAGCGACAAAAUAUUACCGCAUAGAUGUUCCAGAACAGCAGAAGAUCAAGUUUGUAAAUAUUGUAUAAUUUGAACAGACAUUGCUUCGUUAUUUCUCACUGGGGCACUUUUUUCUUUAAAUGAUUUAAAAACAAAACAGGUUUUAGCUGUUCGAUUAUUUUUUUAUUCAAAUUGAUUUGACAUAAUUUUGUAUUAGGCUCUAGUACAUUCUAUUUUUUAUUUAUAGUAAUUUGUAGCGAAACUAUUGCUCGUUAUUUGUAGUGUGUUACAGUUGCUUCUUGGCUUUAUUUGCUUUAAUUUCAUCUUACAUUUUUCCAGUGGGUUCAGUACACUCAGCACUAUCUUGCCAAACCAACUCAGUAUAUCUAUUUUUUGAUUCUUUCUUUCAAAAUUAAUUGGCAAAAUGUACUUCAGCUCCUGACUUGCAGACCAAUGUUUUUUUUCUGCAAUAGUUUUUUUAAUUUAUGUUGUCUGUUUUAUUCUCUCUUUUUUCAAAUGGAAAGAUAUUUAAGUACAAUUUAUAUUUACGUCUGAACUAGAAAGCAUAUUAUAUGAAAUGUUGGCACCACCUAUUAUAAUUAUUAUUAUUAUCAUACACCAUUCAAAGCCAUGUGUAGGUCUAUCAUUUCAGAAAGAGAGGCUUUGGCGAAGUUGAGGCUAAUUUUCGUUUUUGAAAGCGCUAUGAUGGAGGUGAGGUAGGCUACGAUAUGAAUGCAGAAUAAGGUGUAUUUACAUCUACAUUCUAGAGUCCGCAUAAGCGCUGAUUGAUAUGGGGGGAGAGAGGCCAAGGCUCAUCCUGUUCAUCACACGGACUGUAUAGCCUGCAGUCACCGCUAUAGGCCUAUGUAAAUAUGUCUUUCAAAACCCUAGAAAUAUUAUUUUCCCUCAUUUUACUUUUUAUUUUAAUGUUUUAAACAGAGACACUACCCAGGGAAGUGUGUUUUCUUUCUAUGUUAUUCCUGAUUUGUUUGAUUAGGCCUUCAUCUUUAUUUUCAGUGGUCUGCCUAGUGCUACUCUUUUCUUUAAAAGAAAACAAAAAGGUGGACGUAAACGCAGAUUAUUUUCUCCGUAGCUUUAAUCAAUCAAGCCUAUUAUGAAUUGAAAACAAAUUGUGGGAUGUAUUUAUUUGUUGUUUUGUUAGCUUUUUUUUGUCAUAGUCUAUCAAACUCUGUUUGGUCUGGAUGAACCUGUGUGGGUAAAAUAAAAAGCGCAGAGGGUGUGAUAGAGAUAUGUUCAAGUAAUAUUUCAUCACUGGAUACUAAGUGAACAAAAGACUUGCACAUUUGAAAAUAUUUGAAUUAUUAAAUAACUUUUUUCUUGA